AUGUCUGCUCCCAAAACCGUCCUUGCCACUGGCACGUCGUCGGGCCUGGGAUUCGAAGUCGUCAAGCAGCUCCUCGGGCAAUCAGAGCCCUACAAUUUCAUUCUGGGAGUCCGAGACACUGCAAAGGCUGAAGCUGAGUUCAAUGAGCUACACUAUGACUCUUCAAAGCAUUCAGUCUCCAUUCUGCCGCUUGAUCUGCUGAAUCUGCGCAGCGUCCAGGUCUUUGCUCAGCAGGCUCUUGUGCAGCUUGGACAGAAUCGCGUGGACUAUCUCUUCCUUGGGGCUGGUAUGCUCGACACUGCCAGUGGUCCGGGUCCUUAUGGAUCACAAUGGUGCGAGGGUUACGUGGUAAAUCAUUUAGCUCAGCAUUACCUUGUUCACUUGAUACGUGAAACUCUGGUGGCGUCUAAAUCCCGCCUAGUGUUUGUUUCGUCAGGGGCGAUUCGCAAUGUCAGGAACCAAGAUCCGAGAACCCUUGACGUGGAUCUAAAGGCCAAGUCUGGGGCGGGGUAUAGAACCGUUUACAGUGGAUCCAAAUUUGCCCAGCUCUUGGGUGCGCACUAUUGGCAUCGCGAGCUCCCAGAGUGCACUGUUAUCGCAGUCUCUCCUGGGCUGAUUCCCAGCACCAAGCUUGCCAGUAGCUUGGGGCUAUCAAUGGAUAUGCCAGAUGCGAAAACUAUUCCGGAGGGUGCUGAGAACCUUCUCCGUGCUUUCACCGUGAAGGACCUUCCAGAAGAUCCGGAGCAGAUCUUUCUCACAAGCUGGGGUGAAUGGUGGCCGACAGACGUAUACGCCCUCAGUCUUGACAAGGAUUUACAGACAAAAUGGUGCUUGAGUAGGGAUGAAAUUGAAAAAGCGGAGGGCCUUGCUGGCCAAGCUUGA
Messenger RNA from Penicillium macrosclerotiorum, 882 nucleotides. RefSeq lists its product as uncharacterized. NCBI's taxonomy places the organism in Eukaryota, Fungi, Ascomycota, Eurotiomycetes, Eurotiales, Aspergillaceae. The coding region runs from base 1 to 882 and encodes 293 amino acids. The transcript has 4 exons. The record is from RefSeq and is a predicted model, not a curated record.